Oryza brachyantha (malo sina) is the source of this 811-nucleotide messenger RNA. Its product is annotated as selenoprotein K. The coding region runs from base 169 to 489 and encodes 106 amino acids. Gene Ontology annotation, cellular component: endoplasmic reticulum membrane; Golgi apparatus. The record is from RefSeq and is a predicted model, not a curated record. Gene Ontology annotation, biological process: endoplasmic reticulum calcium ion homeostasis; calcium ion transport. NCBI's taxonomy places the organism in Eukaryota, Viridiplantae, Streptophyta, Magnoliopsida, Poales, Poaceae. The transcript has 4 exons.
CCCGCGACCGUCGAGCCAACCGGUCUGGUCCCUCCACGCGCAAGGAAGAAGGUCGCGAAUCCCCUUCUCGCCUCAGCCUCUUCCUCUUCCUAGUUCUUCCCCCGGAGGAAAAAUCUGAGCACACUCUCCAUCGCAGAGGGCGGAUAGGGCGGUCCGGUCGGCGCGACCAUGGCUUACGUCGAGAGAGGUGUUGUGAAAGACAAACGGACAAUCUGGCGGUUAAGCAUAAUUUCUGACUUCUUCAGGGCUAUUGUGAAUUUCAUCAGAAUGUUCUUCCUGACAAUGUUCUCGAUUGAAAAAACAGACAGCUAUAGGAAAGGGUAUGGCUCUGGUAAGAAAUGGGAUGGUGGGCCUGGUGGGGGAGGUCCUGGUGGUGGCCCAUAUGGGGGCGGCGGCGGUGGAGGCGGCCCCCGAGGUCCUCGGACGCUAUCUGACAUCCGAUCUAGCGACCACAAUUCUCUCCCUGCUUGUGGAUCCUGCUGCGGUUAACCUCUACAUCUGUCAUUGUGACUGCUGAACUAUGGAUGCGAACGACUCUAAAAUCCUUUUGAUGUCAAUUGUUUAGGAGCAAGUCUGGAUUCUGAAAGGUUUGAGAACGUAUAUAGUCUUUGCUGGUUAAGCAGGACAUAAGAACACUUGUUACGUGUUCCAUCUUCAGCUUAGAAAAUCAUUUACGCAUUGUGACAUUGCCAAGACAGGAGUCUAAUUUAUACUCAGCACAUAUUAUGCAGCUCGUUCUUGACGUGAUCUACAUGUUGCAUUCAUCCGUUCACUAAACCUGUAACGGUGAGUUUAUGCAUCUGUCUAGUCA